Molecule: messenger RNA, 5107 nt
Organism: Dermacentor albipictus
Lineage: Eukaryota; Metazoa; Arthropoda; Arachnida; Ixodida; Ixodidae
Biological process (GO): siRNA processing
Cellular component (GO): nuclear RNA-directed RNA polymerase complex
Molecular function (GO): RNA-directed RNA polymerase activity
Source: RefSeq, a predicted model, not a curated record
AAAAGUUACCCAUGAGUAUGCCGUCGGUUGGUUGUCGUGGUAGGCUGGCGGAGUGUCAGCGCCGUGAUGCACAUGCGUCUCACGUGCGCGUCUUUAUUUUGUCAGGGCUUCCGUGGGACUUCUGGGAUGUGAUGCUGCGGACAGCUCGAGAGAACGCGCAGCACGUGAGUCGAGCGCUCUCGUGAUCGCGUUCUAAUUAUUCGACGUGAUGCUUUCAGUGCUAUCAUCCAGAAUGUUCUGUCGUGUACCGAGUUGACGGCGGCAGCGCGUCGAAAGCAUGCCCGGCACGUACCACCAGCUGAAGCUUCAGCUAUGGUGGAUCCUCUCUGACCCCGGAGAAAGCCACGACCGGUACCUAGAUGAGUACCGAGCCUUUUUCAGCGAGCAGGCCCCGCUGCUGGACGUCGACGCUACAUUUUCGUUCAGCGAGGUGUACCGCAAGCCAAGCAGGAACCUCUAUGAAGAACCGAUCUACCAGCUGGACUGUACCAUCGAGUGGCCUGGUAUCACCUGGUUUGGCCCAUCUACAAAGCACCUGCAGGUCGGACGUGCGUGGUGCAACGCCGGUCGGGACGAGGGGCGCGACAAGGCGCUGUUCCAGUGGCUGGUGCCAAGCCCCCUCGAGGCCUUCCAGUUGGCCACGCAUCCCGUGGAUCGGGACGUGGACCUCUCGUCGCUCUCCUUUGGCACACUGGUGAAGCUCGCGACGUACUUUCAGCACUACAAGUUCUCCGGAUCAGUCCUUCAAGGGCACCGCAACUAUUGGGUGCGCGCAACCUUCCAGCACGACCAGCGCACCCUUCACGUUGAUCUGCACCUCAACCACCAAAGUGGCUGCGCAGAACGAGUCGCCGAGUACCGAUUCAUCGUGCCCUACCUCAACAUCCUCAAGGUGCUGAUCAACGAGAAAAACCGCUUUGUCGAGCUGUACCUUCACCUAAAGAUACCGGCGAUGCUGAUGGGCGAAGUGGUCAAUGACAUUCCGUCGAGGCCCGGCAGUGCAGGGGCUCCGCUCCGCUGGGAGCGCUACCUUGCCAUUGGGUGCAACUGCAUCGGCGGUGCCGCGCAUACGGCCUCCCUCUGUGGAGGCCUCGUCCUCAAGCUGGUCGUACGGGACCACUCCCUUGCGAGGCGCGUGGUUGGGCGGCUCUCGCAGCGGUGCUCGCAUGGAACCCUCAUCUGCUACGCACCCAUUCGAACCUACUGCCCCGACAGUGCGGCGGUCCAGUGGACUCACAGGAUUCAGGUGCGGGCCGAGACGAUGCAGAGGACUCUGCCAUAUCCCUGUGCCUACGCAUUCAAGGCGGCCCUCCACAUCAGCUUCGAUGCCCUUGACCAGAUGGUCCUCAUGUCCGAGCCGGAAUUUAACAAGCUGGUGAGGGACAUCGAGAAGCGAUCCGAGAAGGAGCCGUUAGUGGUGGAGCGGGCACUCAGCCAUGUGGUGUCCAGCAUCGAUGCAGGCAACGUCGUGGUGUUUUCACGUGCCUUCUAUGCCGCCUGCAGCCUGUUCCACGAUGAGAAGCCGCCACAGCUGGCCCGCGGCACCUGCCUUGUGCGGAGCAUGUUUGUCACACCGGGCCGGCUCAUCUUUCGUCCCGCGCAGGUUCACUUUGAGAACAGAAUCCUCCGACAGUUCAACACCGAAUUCGCCAUUCGGGCGUCCUUCCGGGACGACAACCUGGACAAGCUGUCGUUCACGCUAAAUCUGCACUCGGCUCGGGACUCUAUGCUGAACGCCAUUGUCGGCGCCUUCCUGCAUCGGGGAGUGCGUGUUGGCACCCGCGAAUUCAAGUUCCUGGCACCUUCCACGAGCCAGCUCCGUGACCACGGGACAUGGAUGUACGCGGCCGAUGAGCAGCAGAACAGUGCGGUGACCAUCCGCGAGUGGAUGGGCCAGUUCGAGGGCAUCCCCAACGUGGCCAAGCGCAUGGCGCGCAUGGGCCAGUGCUUCUCCUCCACCGAGCAGUCCGUCCGUGUGCGGGCCAGCGAAGUGCAGGACGUCCCCGACAUUGUGGGUGGCUGCCACCCAGACAGCAAGAAACCGUACAUUUUCUCGGACGGCAUUGGCAUGAUGUCCGUGCCACUUGCCGAAGAGGUGUACAAAGUGAUGAACCUGAAAGACCGUCCAUCGGCCAUCCAAAUUCGGUACGCCGGCUCCAAGGGCAUGCUUUGCAUCAACCCCGCCCUGCCCAACGAGAAGCUCCUCUGCCUGCGGCCCAGCAUGCAGAAGUUCCCCUGCACCAGCUCAGAGUACCUCGAAGUGGUCAAAGUGUCUGCACCACGCUCGGUGACUUUGAACCGACCCCUGAUCACCAUCCUGGAGCAGCUGGGGGUGCCAACGGACACAUUUAUUCGUUUGCAAGAGAACAUGAUUCUCGAAUUCACUGACGCCCUGGUCGAGGAGUCCAGCGCCGUUAAUGUGCUGACAGCGUGGUCCAAGCUGCCACUGCCGUACCAGGACCUGUCCAAGGCAGGCUUUCAGCUCACGCUGGACCCUUUCUUUCGGUCGCUGCUUCUUGCUGUGUACCGGAAUGCAGUUGCGGGCCUUCGGUUCAAGACACGCAUAGCGCUGCCCGUGGAUCGUGCCCGGAACAUGCUUGGAGUGGUUGACACUACGUACAAGCUGCAGUAUGGAGAGGUGUUUGUGCAGUACACCGAGAUACGCAGCCCACAUGUACAGUACCAGGAACCACCCAAGCGGACAGUCGUCACGGGCACUGUCCUUGUCACUAAGUGCCCCUGCCUGCACCCAGGCGACGUGCGAAAGUUCACUGCCAUCGACGUGCCCGAGCUGCACCAUGUCAUCGACUGCAUUGUGUUUCCGGCACAGGGACCCAGGCCACACCCCGAUGAAAUGGCUGGCUCUGACUUGGACGGUGACGAAUAUGUUGUCAUUUGGGAGAAGUGCCUUUUUUUCCCAGGACCAAACAGAGCUCCCAUGAACUUUUCGGACCGGAACCCUGAGCCAGACAACAAAGAUAUCACGAUUGAUGACAUGAUCAAGUUCAUCUGCAAUUACAUCAAGAACGACUCCAUCGGGAUCCUGUCCAAUGCGCACCUGGCAUGGGCAGACCAGGAGCAAGAGGGAAUUCACUCGCCAAGGUGCCUUGCCAUCGCAGAGAAGAUCAGCAUCUGUCUCGACUUUGCCAAGAAUGGUCAGACAGCCUUUCUGCGGCGUGACGAACGCCCCGCGUUUUACCCAGACUUCAUGGAGAAAGGCAGCCACAAGACUACAUACCGGUCGGACCGGGCGCUCGGGGUCCUGUAUCGAACCUGUCGUUCCCUGGAAGCUGCCGUCGGCAGGCUCGGCCACCGGCACGUCGAUCCAAGCCGGUGCCAUGCGCUCGCUGUGCCAGGGUGGGAGGAUUACCGAGAGUCAGCAAUCCAAGCCCUGACGGAUUACAAUGCAAACAUUCGCCGCAUACUGAGCCAGUAUGGAAUUGGGUCGGAGGGCGAGGUGAUGGCCUGCAUGGUCAACACAUUUGACACCUACCACUGUGCCCAAUCAGACAAGCUAAACAUGGAGGACCUUGUUGAGAAGAUGACAAAGUUUUUGACUGAGACGACACGCGAUGUAUUUUAUUCUGAUGUCCUGAAAGAAAUGAAUGACGACUGCAUCACUGAUGCAGAGGAGCGGCGCAAGCGGAAGCUUCGCAGGGCCUCGGCCUGGUACAUGGUGACUUACGACCCCAACAUGGAGAGCACCUUCUUCAGCUUUCCUUGGUGCAUUGCCGAAGUUCUGGUAGAAGUUUUGCGCAGCUCAUCUGUGGAGGCCAGGGUGUGGUGCCCAAACAUCCUGUACUGGAAGAUUGACCAGCUUGUCAAGAACCACAGUGACCUUGCAGAAGACGAUGGUCUUGACGCGGGUUGUGAUUCAUUCAAGAGUGCUUUCCAAAUCAUUGAGAAGUGGCUUAAAGAGGAAACGCUUCUGGGUAAGCCUGAACCAGGUGCUUCAACCAAGCCUGGGCUGUGUUCCAACUGUCUGCUCGACAUCUACACAGAGUUUCUGGGAAGCAAAAAACUUGCACCAGUGGGUAAGAUCAUCACGAGGAGGCGGCAUGCAAUGAUGCUGCCGGUGGCAGCUGUACCGAACAUUACUGAACGGACGGCUCAAGAGGCAUCGGAAGAACAAUGUGUACAUCAAGAACUCGCCACGAAUACUGCUCCUCAACAAGCUUGGCAAGUAGUGAAUGGCUCCCUGGAGCUUCUUUCCCUGGAUGAGUCUGAAGACCAAACAGAUGAGCCUAGAGACCAGAAUGGACACAGUGAUGAUAAUCAGCAAGACCUAGAGGUCUCUCGUUCCCUAGUGUUUCCUCUGCAUCAGCCAUCAGACACGAACAACUCUGAGGCAGACACUUGCGAGGACCCCAGCGUCGGAACUCUCGUGAUCGCCUUCCUGCGGUGGUGUCUCGAGCAGCACCAACUGCCACGGGAACUAUGCCGUGUCGGUGUGUGUGCAGGUGGUGGCUACGAGUGCCAGACCCACAGGUUGCCAAUGGUGGCAUUGCGGGCCUAUAGUUCGCUGGCAGUGUCACUGGACCCAUGCCACAUCUCGCUGCCCUGUGACCCUGCGUAUCACGAGCCGCACCAAGAGGUUAUUGAGCGAGACCCAGUCCGGAUCCAGAUAGCCAAUCCGGUGAUGGAUCAGAUGCUGAAGGACAAGUUGGACGCGGUACGACAGCUUCUUAUGCGCUGGACGGGUGUUCAGGACGUCCAAAUACAGCGACAGGAUGACUUCGAAAACAAGUACAUUGUGGUGACGGCGAUGGGCCGAGACUGGCAAAUUUGGUUCCUUGAAGAAUUGCUCCUACAACGCUGGCUGCCACAGGCUAUUGACUGUGGAGACCUUCACAGGUUUCUAGGGAAGAGUGGCCAGGCUGGCGCAGCAAAGUGGGGCUCUAGGAGCCUGGCAUCUGCACAGCGCUGAGUACUUUUUGCUCAAGUAGCCACCAUUGUGUGAUCAGGCAAGGCACCAUUUGAUACGCUGUGAUAAAGCAAUUAUUCAUAUUGUUUUUAUAGGACACACCCAUCAGCAGAGGAGACUUGCGAACUCAAGACUGCAUGCAAUUUUUACAUUUCGUGAGACAUUAAAAGUGUUUAUAUUUCA